This is a messenger RNA of Vicia villosa (hairy vetch), 1005 nucleotides long. RefSeq lists its product as uncharacterized. Lineage: Eukaryota; Viridiplantae; Streptophyta; Magnoliopsida; Fabales; Fabaceae. The coding region runs from base 1 to 1005 and encodes 334 amino acids. The record is from RefSeq and is a predicted model, not a curated record. The transcript has a single exon.
AUGGCUAUGGUAGCAAAACAAGGUUGGAAUAUUUUGGCGAAACCCACUUCCCUCGUUGCAAGAAUUUUCAAAGCUAGGUAUUUUCCAAGGUCAUCUUUUCUUGAUUCAAAAGUUGGUAACAAUCCGAGCUAUGUGUGGAGGAGUUUGUGGAGAGCUAAGGACGUGCUUAAGCUCGGAAGUAGGUGGAGCAUAGGUGAAGGUCGUAACAUUACGGUUAUGAAUGAUCCAUGGCUUCGUGAGAAAGAAAGUUGGUGGACAUGUGGUCCACAAUUACAAGGUGUGUAUAAUCUGUGUGUUAAAGAUCUUCUUCUUCCUAAUGUUAAACAAUGGGAUGUGGGUAAGGUAAAUUUGCUUUUCGAUCAUGUGGUGGCUGAAGCUAUUCUUAGAGUUCCCCUAGUGGAGGAGGUUGUGGAGGAUAGGUUGGUGUGCCAAGAGGAAAGGAAUGGUGAGUAUAGUGUGAAACCGGGUUAUAGACUUUGGAGAGGGAUGCAAAGUAGUAAUAAUUGUAAUGAUAGGGAGGGUAACUGGAAGAAUGUCUGGAACAUCUUAGCGCCUUCUAGAGAUAAGCAUUUGUUAUGGCGUAUUUGUCGGGGCUGCCUUCCAACCCGUACUAAUUUGCAACAACAUCAUGUUCAGUGUUCGUCUCUUUGCCCGUGGUGUGAUAUUGAAGAAGAAGAUGAGUGGCAUGUCUUUUUUGGUUGCAUUUCAACUUUCCAAAGUUGGCGGGCAGCAGGUUUGUUAGCUCUUAUAGACUCUUGUAUUCAUUCUUUUCAUGAUGCUAAGUCUCUUAUAUUUGAUGUGUGUAGUCGAGAGGAUCGUCGGGAUGCCGGGAGAUUUGCUAUGGUACUUGAAUCCCUUUGGAGGAGUAGGAAUAAUGUGGUUUGGCAAGAUGAUCGAGAAGAUGCUAUAAGAAUUGGUUUACAAGCCUAUCACAAUUGGUAUGAUUGGUUCCUAGCUAGAAAGGACCAUAAUGGGUGUACUACUAAUAAUUUUCCGCUUACUUAG